Messenger RNA from Cylicocyclus nassatus, 516 nucleotides. The record is from the annotation of a GenBank genome assembly. Lineage: Eukaryota; Metazoa; Nematoda; Chromadorea; Rhabditida; Strongylidae.
GAUUAUUUGCUAUAUCAUUUCGACAGCAUUUUUCGACGAAAGCCGCGGUGAACAGUUUCUAACCUACUGCUUCUACAGCUAAAUGAUACUUUUUGCACAAUUACUACUGAUUUCAAUGACUGUAAAUGCUUUCUGUCAGAUCGGCCUUUACGGUUAUGGGUACCCUUAUGCCGGUUAUGGCAUGGGAAUUCCUCCUCCCGUGCCACCGCCAAUGUUUCCUUCAUAUCCAUACGGUUUUGGAUAUGGUGGAUAUGGAUACGGCUACGGUUUCAAUCAUCCGCCAGGUUCAAUAGAAAACAUCAUUGGUGGAGCACUAAUGGGUACUGCCGUUGGGUUAUUGUAUGGAAAGAAAAAGUAAAUUAGUGCUAUCCUUUGUUUGCUAGUAGUAGAUCCUCUACUCUUCAAUCAUAUUGAAACCGGGUCAAUAAUUUUGGUACUAGACUAUCAUGUAUGAUGUUUGACUUAUGCUCUGUUUGAUCAGUCAAGUGCCAAAUGUUCACUCAUUUUAAUUUGCUG